ACAUGAUAGAUAGCAUGAUAAAGUGUCAUGUGAUCAAGUCAACAUUGUCUUCAGCAUUUAUCAUUCACAAACUAAGCCAUGUUUGAGCACUUGAAGCUCUUUUCUUUUUCUAUAUUUUUAACUUUUUACACUUGUCAAAGCGCUGUUUUCAAUUCAUAUCAAAAUGAGGCACUAAAGUAUUCUUCACUUUCAAAACUCUCGAAUCCUUCCAAGCAGUCAGAAGAGACCUGCGGAUAUAAACAAUGCGAUCUUGGCGAAGAAAAUGUACUAAAUGUUCAUAUCGUUGCUCACACUCAUGAUGAUGUUGGAUGGUUGAAAACUGUUGAUGAAUAUUUCUAUGGAAACAGAAAUGAUAUUCAACACGCUGGCGUUCAAUACAUUCUUGAUAAUGUUAUGGAUGAAUUGGAAAAAGAUGAGAAAAGAAAAUUUAUUUAUGUUGAAAUUGCCUUCUUUUAUAGAUGGUGGAGGCAACAGGACGCGGAUAAGAAGGAAAAAGUUAGAAAGUUUGUCAGUGAAGGUCGUCUAGAAUUUAUUCUAGGAGGAUGGUGCAUGAACGAUGAAGCAGCGACACAUUAUAAUUCAAUUAUUGACCAACAUACUCUCGGUUUUAGACUAUUGAUGGAAGAAUUUGGUACUUGUGCUCGACCUAAAAUUGGUUGGCAGAUAGAUCCAUUUGGUCAUUCAAGGGAACAGGCAUCGCUUUUCGCUCAGUUUGGAUUUGAUGCCCUUUACUUUGGCAGAUUAGAUUAUCAAGAUAAAGCAAACCGACAAACGAAAAAAACCAUGGAACUCUUAUGGAAAGGUUCUGGUAGUCUAAAUCCAGCUCAAACUACACUUUUUACAGGCGUUUUAUAUAAUGGCUAUGGCCCACCAAAUGGUUUUUGUUUUGAUAGAGGAUGCGAUGAUUCGCCCAUAAUGGACGACAAAGAUCUGGAGGAUUAUAAUGUUGAAGAAAAAGUGAAGAGCUUUGCAGACGCAGCCAGAGACUGGGCUAAACCCUAUAGAACAAAUCAUAUUUUGAUGACCAUGGGAAGUGAUUUUCAAUUCGAAGAAGCCAGAGCAAAUUACAAGAAUUUAGACAAGUUAAUUCAACAUGUUAACGCUAGAAAAGACAAAUAUCACUUGAAUUUAUUUUACUCUACCCCGUCCUGUUAUACUUAUGCCGUAAACAAAGCCAACUUAACUUUCACAGCUAAAACUGAUGACUUUUUCCCUUACGCCAGUAGAGCCCAUACUUUCUGGAGUGGUUAUUUCACAAGUAGACCAGCACUAAAGAGAUAUGAGAGAUUUUCUAACAACGUUCUUCAAGCAUGUAAACAAUUGGCAAGUUUGGAUUUUCGAUCAAAUACUCUGAAAGAAUUAGAAGUCCUAAAAGAAGCAAUGGGAGUGAAUCAGCAUCACGAUGCCGUAAGCGGUACUGAAAAACAGCAUGUCUCGUACGAUUAUGCUAAAAGGUUAGCUCGAGGAUCUACUGCUUGCUAUUCACUAAUGGGAGAAAGUUUAGGAAAAAUCAUGGGUGGUAAAAAGAUAUUUUCAUGUCCUCUUUUGAAUGUAUCAAAUUGCGAUUUCACUGUUGGUAAAAAAGAAUUUACCGCAAUUAUUUAUAACCCAUUGGCAAAAUCAAGAGAUCACUGGGUUAGAAUUCCGGUUUUAAAUGGCAAAUUCGAAGUCAUAGACGAGAGCAAUGGUGCUAGUCUGGAUGCUGAUGUCGUACCUUUGAGCGAAGAAACUAAAAAUCUACCCGAAUAUAAACUAGCCGAUAAAAAGGCCAUUGCCGAACUACUAUUUAAGGUGGCUCUUCCUCCAAUUGGGUCAAAAUCUAUUAGAAUAAAGGAAGUUAAGCUCAGAUUCGAUCCAAUUGGUGAUGCAGGAAAAGAAAUGAUAGGAAGUCCAUUUGUUGUUGAAAAUUCAAUGGUAUCAGUUGCCUUUUCUUCCAAUGGUCUAAUUUCAAAAAUUAGCAAUUUGGAAUCAAAGGUAUCUACUGACGUGAAACAAACAUUGAGUUAUUACCUCGGCUACCAAGGCGAUAAUACUCUCCCCAUAAAACAAUCAUCAGGUGCCUAUAUCUUCCGUUCCAAUGGAAGUUCCACAACUGAAUUGACUCCUAGAAGUGUUAAAGUCUAUCCGGGUAAACAUUAUGACGAAGUAAGACAGCAAUUUUCAGAUUGGGCUUGGCAAACGAUUAGAAUAUAUGAUAACGCCAAACAUGUGGAAAUCGAAUGGACCAUUGGGCCUAUUCCAAUAAAGGACAAGUUAGGUAAGGAAGUUAUUUCAAAGUUUUCAACGAAUAUUGCCAGUGGUGAAACUUUUUACACUGAUGCGAACGGAAGAGAGAUUUUAGAGAGAAAGCGAGAUUUCCGUUCUACGUGGGACUUUCAGCAAACUGAAGCAGUUGCUGGAAACUAUUAUCCAGUUAAUAGCCGGAUUUUCAUAAAAGAUAACAACAAACAAUUAACUGUAAUGACGGAUAGAUCCCAUGGAGGAUCUUCCCUUAAGAGUGGUGAAUUAGAAGUUAUGCUCCAUAGAAGGCUUCUUAGAGAUGACGCUUUUGGCGUUGGAGAACCCCUUAAUGAGCCUGGCUUAAAUAUGUACGGCCCUGGUUUGGUGACAAGAGGAACCCAUUACAUUUUGCUAGACACUCCGGAAAAAUCAGUUGCUUGGCACAGGCAAGCGGCUCCAAUGCUCUAUCUACAACCUCUUCCAUUUUUUACUGACGGAACUGUAACUAAAAAAGAAUUUUCAGCAGUUAAAAAUAUGGAUAAGCCUGUCCAUCUGUUAACUUUGGAACCUAUAAGCAAAAAUGUUAGAUUGGUUCGACUGGAACAUAUUUAUGAAAAGAGCGAAUUUUCUCAAAAUAUACAAGUGAGCCUAAAAGACGUAUUUCCUGAUGAUAAUAUUGUAAACGUAGAAGAAACUGCUCUUGGAGGCGAUAGGCCAGUUGGCGAAAGACUUGUUUGGAAAUUGAAAGGAGGAGGAUCUGUUGGAGGAGAUAUGCGACAAUUUUUGACCCCCGUUACAUCUCCUAUGUAUAACGUCUUGUUAACUCCAAUGCAAAUUCGAACAUUUUUGUUAAACACUGCUAUUAUCAACGAUAUAAACAUUGUCAUGACGGAGAGGCAUACAAAGCGAAGAAAUUCAAUUCUUAAGCGCUUUACGGCAAUCGAAAAUAAUGUUGAAGAAUUGGAAAAGAAGCGUGUAAGUUUCGGUUGUAGACCGGAAAUAAAAACAUUCUUUAAAGACAGUCCUCAACCAGACACGCCCAAAUCAGAAGAAAGGUACAUACCAUCGAGAGAGAGUAUGGUCAUCCUCUCCUCUGGAGAUACUCAAUCAAGCCGUUUAAGCCUCCUAGAUAAGACUUUGCAAAAUUUUGAACCCAAAGCCAAUUCAACCGUUCUUCUCAAUCAAUCAAUGUUUAUGGAUGUAUCGCCCGUCGAUGGAGAUGUUUUGGACAAAUUACCUAUGUUCGACCUCAAUACUUCACCAACUGAUAAUAAAUCUUCACCGUUAUCUGAAUUUUCUCCUGUUGAUACCUUUCGCGUUCAAGACGAGAAUUUAAAACCUGAAAAAAGCCGAAAAACAGAUACUACUGUUUUCUGUAAUAGUCCAAUGGAGAUGGCUACCCCUGUAGCUGUUAGAGCGGAGAAAAAAGCCGAAAAUACCUAUAAUAUGUCUGUAUCUAUGGAUAUAACUCUACAAGACAAGAAGAAAGUUGACCCAGUAUUGGAUUUAUCAGCAAUGUCUAUGGAUAUUAGCUCAGAAGAGCUCCGUUUAGAUAAAACGAAAAAGGAAACAAGAAUGGAUCGGGUGGAGAACUUCUUUUCGGACUUAACAAAAACUUAUAGUACUAAUAAUGCAUCGAGCAAGGAGGUUGCCAGUAGAUCUGUAGCCACUAUAGAAAUCACGGAAAAUGUUAAAGAGAUUAAGACAAAAGAAGUUGAACAGAAAGCAGAAAAAAUUGCGGAAGAGAAAGCAUCUGAACGAUUGCUUGAAAAAGUUAAUGCUGAAAUUCGAAACAGAGAACAGCAGAAAAAAAUAAAAACGUCCCCCAUUCGAUCCAGAAAAAUGAUGUCAACGCCAUGUGUGCCUAAUCCUAAUGAUAUAGACUUAUCCUUAUCUGUUAUCGAUGGACCCGAAAACGAGAAAGUAGAUUUGAUUACUCCACAAGUUGUGGAAGACAAAAAAGGUGAAACGGUUCCUUCUAGAACAAUGUCCUAUGUUCGAGCUGCGCUAAAAGAGGAACAACAAAUUCACAAGGAAAUUAAAGUACCUUCCACUACAAAUAAAGAUAGAGAGAAAAUAGUGGUUGAAAAUGACGUAAAGUUAUCAUCGAUCAAUAAACCAGAACGUAAUAAGGAUACGUAUCUCGAAAAAGAAAAUAAACCAGCAAGAAAUAAGUGGGGAGGAGAAAAUUUUUAUGAUGAAUUAGACACUUUAUGCAAAGAUAAAUUUCCCAUUUCUAGCUCAGUGAAGAAAACUAAAUACUCUCUCGGCGAUAUUCAUUUCAGAGAGGACAAAACCUUAUCAGCAAAAAGUGAGGAACCCUUUCUCAAGAGAAGUUCUGUGCCAUCAUCUUUAAUGGGCCACAAAAAAAAAGAAUUUUAUCAAACACGACCAUCAGAAAUCGAAAAAGAACAUCUUAAUAAUAGAAAAAUCUCUGAAUCAAAUAUAUACAAUAAUGAAAACAUAGCUGAAAUAAUAGAUCAGCAAUCAGCUCCUCAAGAACAGCUGUCUACGACAAAAGAUUCAGCUAGUUUAGAAAUAGACACUGUGCAAAAAAAAGUUGACGCUACGUUCGUUAUCAAUCCGCUAGAAAACAACAAAGACGAUAAAGAAAACGCUAAAACAACAGAAGUGAUAGAACAGAAAAACAUGGAAGACGUUGAUGAGGUGUCCCUGGAUAUGGAAGAAAGCAGUAAAUUUGCAUUAUCUGAAAAUUCUCUGUUAACUGAUGACGAUAGUUGUGCAAGUUUGAUCAAAUUACCAAAACUCUCAGAAUCAUUCCUUGUGAAAUCUGCUCUACAUAGCAGCUGUCGUAAAGGUCAAUUGAGUGAAGAGCAAAAGAAAUGGAGAAGGAUACUGAUCCAGUUGAAGGAUGAUCGAGUUCAACACGAAGAAGAUUGCUACGUUUGGAGUAAUGCGCUAAGAAAAGAUAAAUCGUUACGAAGAGCAAACGAUGAAAUAAGUAGAUUACGUUCAAACAGGCAGAGAUCAGAAAAAGCUUGA
Messenger RNA from Dimorphilus gyrociliatus, 5223 nucleotides. The record is from the annotation of a GenBank genome assembly. NCBI's taxonomy places the organism in Eukaryota, Metazoa, Annelida, Polychaeta, Dinophilidae.